This is a messenger RNA of Nannospalax galili (Upper Galilee mountains blind mole rat), 3265 nucleotides long. RefSeq names its product ring finger protein 225 (gene Rnf225). Lineage: Eukaryota; Metazoa; Chordata; Mammalia; Rodentia; Spalacidae. Gene Ontology annotation, biological process: protein ubiquitination. The transcript has 2 exons. The coding region runs from base 1038 to 1820 and encodes 260 amino acids. The record is from RefSeq and is a predicted model, not a curated record. Gene Ontology annotation, molecular function: ubiquitin protein ligase activity.
UGCCCCAACACACACUGGGAAUGAUGGGGGGAGGGCGGUCGUCCUACCUUGAGGGCCUGGCACUCUUCACUCUGGUGUGGGCAAGCGUUUAGGUGCCAGAGAGACCUGAGUAGCUACAGAGGUUCCUGUAUAGAUCUGAUGGGUCCAGUUGCCCACACCCUUGGUGUGGUUUGUCAUGUACCUGUAGCUGCUGCACAGCAUGCACCACCACAGUGAACCUUCAAGUUCCCAUCAUGGAAUGCAAAGUCAGGCUGCUCGCAUAGGCUGGAACCCACCCAGUUCCAGUUGGACUCUGAGGGGUUGUUCAUACCCACCUGCCUUGUACCACCAACUUCCAGUCACCCCAGCAUCUCCUGGAGGUCAGACUUGGGUGUUCAUCCCAGGAGGAGGAGCCUGAGGGGCAGGGCUGGCAGCCUGACAGGUUUGACGAGUACCUGGAAACCUGGAGGGGGCUGGCCCCAGGUCAGGCACACUCCUUCAGGGAGGGGCACUUGCCUACCUAGUGACAGGCAAGCCAGAGAUUGGGGUCAGAGGCAGACGAAGCUCCAAGGUCUGGAGGAAGGAGGUUAACAGGUAGGGAGAGCCCAGAAGACCUGGCUCUGGCAUUUCUAUCUGGGCCCCAGACCCUGGUGUCCCAUUAUAUUUGUGACAGGAAUCUGGUGGGUUGUUGUGGGGUGGAAGGGCAGGUUCUAAUGGAUACUUCCGGAGUCUUAAUGCCCCUCUGGGAACCCUGAGUAGUUCUGACUUAGUGCUGCAUCCUCCCAGAUGAUUAUCGGGUACCCCCCUAAGGCAUGAGUAUUCUAGUUCUUCAAACUGUCCCUCAAGUGCCUAGACUGCAGGCCAGUCUGGGUCCAACCGAGAGCUCACCCCGUCCUACCUUCCCUUUUCUGCUCUUGGAGUUUUCCAGCAACGUCCUUCAGGGUGAUCUCAAGUUCAGCCCUGAGCCUCCCUUGAUUUCUGGGUGGCCUUUCAGACCCCCACCCCCUUGCAGCCUCCCGGUCCCUACCCGAGCGCCUCUCCCGGCAGGUUGCAUCUGAAUGCCGUGUCCUCGGCCGCCCUGGCUCCGCCGACACCGGCCCGCUCAGGGCUCCCCCUGCUCCCUGGACGCGCCGUCUGCACCCGGGUCCCCUAGCAGAGGGGACGAUGAGGAUGCAGAAGAAGAGGAUGGCAGCCCGGGCUCACACCCCAUUCUGCCUCCCGUAUCCCCCAUGGAGUGCCUCAUCUGCGUAUCGCCCUUCGACGGGGUUUUCAAGCUGCCUAAACGCCUGGACUGCGGCCACAUCUUCUGUCUCGAGUGCCUGGCCCGCCUGUCGUUGGCCACGGCAGGCGGCGGCGACGCGGUGGCCUGCCCGCCGCCGCCGCCACCCCCGCUGCGCCUCGGACGGCCGCUAUCGCGGCGCCUGUCCCUGAGCAGCCCCGCCUGGGCCUUCAAUGCUGCCGUGGCGCUGGCCGUGCUGGUGGCUGCGGGCCUCGUGGUCUCUGGUGUCUACAUCUUCUUCCUCAUCCCUCAUGCCACCUCCACCAGCCCCGCGCGGCCUCAGAUCGUGGCGCUGGCCCCUGCACCUGGCUUCUCCUGGCUCCCGUCCCGUCCCACCCCUGUGGUGCCCUGGACCCCAGCCUGGACGCCGCGCCCCACAGACCGUGACCUGCACGACAUCCUGCCAGAGGCUACCAAGGACACGCUGGAGCUUGAGGAGGCUGCAGAGGAUCCAGCAGAGGCAGAGAGAACACCAGACACACCAUUGGAUCAAACAUCUGAGACGGACCUUGGUUGGGGCCUGCAGGCUGGGGACCGGAGGAGGGUGUGGUCGCUGCAGUAAAAGGCUUGGUGCUUCAAGCCCUCUGUGUCCAUCUGAGGUCUGCCUGAGGGUCCUCUGUGCCACCCUGGAGGGCCUUAACGGAAUGCAUACCAAAAACGCCCAUUUCUCCAGAUUGGUGCCUGGGAAGGCAUGAACUCCCUUGACCGAACCACAAGAAUCCUCCGCGAACAUUGAUUCCCACAGGAGUCAACCUGGAGAUUACAUCUGACUGAUUCCCAUGGCCAUCCAGCUGAAUGUUCCUUGGCCAUGAUCUUUGUAAUGGUCCUGUUGAGGGAUCACUUCUGAACCUCAUUCCUGUGUGGGUCUAGUUGGGAAAUCCGGGGUCCUCAUUCUGGUGAAAGUCCAGCUGAGCUGACCUCUCCUCCACUGACAUCCAUACAGGGGGUCUGACAGGGCACCCUUAGCCUUGAUCCUGAAGGGCAGUCAAAGUCAUCAUCACCACCACAGCCCCCUGGGGGGAACAUUUCCGGCUAGCUCUGGGACUGAAGAUUCUGAUCCACUCAUUCUUUGGGCUCAAUCCAGGCAGCUGGUACCCCCCCAUCUUGGCAGAGUAAACCUGCUGUUACUAUUACUGUCUGCUGAAGUUCCUCUCUGCCCACUGGCAGGGUCCACUGCCUCCUACACAGCCAGUCUGAAUUCCAACACCCUACAUACCUGGCUGGGAUACAGGCUAUGAAGUGGGCAGGGAUGGCCUGACUGGGGUUAGGGAGGUUAGGGAAGGCCUUGACAUUUGAAGACAGGCUCCCACUUGAGGACCUAAAUCCUGAACUGUUCUGGGAAUCUUGACAUCCUCUCUGAAUCUUGGCUUCUAAGACCUUCCCAAUACAUUAUGGAACAGGUGUGGUCAUCAUGACUGAGAGAGGUCAAGGCCACCCUAUGGUUCAGACAGAAACACGAAAUAGAGUGAGGUCCUGGAUCUCCCUGGCUAGCAAGAGAUACUGGUCCCUUCCCUGCUUAAGCUCCAUCGCCCCCAUUCUUUCCUCCUCGGGGGGCUCCACCAACCCUGUCCAGCUUCCCUUCUGUGCCUCAGCUGAAGCCUUUCCAGUAUCCACCUCUAUGGAAGGUGGCUCCUGUCUUCCUCCCACAAGUCUUGGCUUAUAGUCCCAAAGCUGGGGAAGGGAAACAGAGAGAGGGUGGUUACUCUGAACAGACUGACCUCACCUGGCAUGAGGGGCUGUGUGUUAGGGGUGGGCACCGAGCAUUUUCCAGAAUGAAAUGUGUGACUUCUGUCCAACUGGAGGCUCCUGUGUGAUUUGUUUACAUGUGUGUUCCCAGCAUGCAACUGAUUCAGAAUGGUUGCUGAGGAGUCUGCAUCACAGAUGACCAAGGGAAGAAGCAGCCUGAAAAUGGCCAUGGGCCCCCUAGGCUUGCUGGCUCCCAGCUGCCCUGAGCCCAAGAAUGUCUAUAGAAAUAGCUCAGGUACAAGAUGCUGCAUCCAAGUGGGA